UUUAUCUUGUAUUUAACUGAUUUACAUCCCACGAAUUGUGAAAAUUAAAUUGAAAAGCCAAUAGGCAGACACCAAAGGUUACUUUCAAAAGGAUAAAAAUGAAAUACAAUGCGCAUAUAGGAGUCAUUUACCGAUCAGCUUGCAUUGUGACAACACAAAUUGCACAGUAGCUUCUACAAUGCAAGAAUCAAAAAAUACCACCAAGGGAAAGCCUUUCGCGGACCCAGUUACCGAAGAAGACGUCAAAGUAGUGGUAAAGCGGGCCUUGGGUUGCAACGCGAAAAUCGUGAAUUUCCAACUUAGAAGCUAUUCCGAAGAGAAGCUUGGUUUUUUGGGGUCUCAUCGUCAUCUCGUGGUGACCAUUCGCCGAGACGAUACCGAAGAAAAAGAAAUCCACACCUUUUUCGUAAAAUCUGUGCCCUACGACAUCGAAAUUCAAGCGUCCGUCAUCGAAGACUGCAGAGCUUUUUUCAAGGAAACACACUUUUACAAGCACAUGGUGGCCGAACUCCUCGGCAGCGUCAAGGACAAAUCGUGGAUAGCUCAGUGCUACCUGGUGAAAGAUGACGUCCUGAUAUUUGAAGAUCUGAAAUCGAAGAAUUUCGCUCUAAAGGAUCAUUUUCUGGACCUCCAAGGCUUCAAAUCGGGUCUGACUGCGUUGGCAAAUCUACACGCGUCGUCAGUGCUGGCGGAAAAACGACUAGGCAAAACUUUCAACGAAUUGUACCCGGAAUUGGUGAAAGAAAGUUUAUUCGACAAAAAAGUCAAGUUUUUUGCUUGGUAUCAAUCUGGCGUUGAUUUGGCGUGCAAUUUGGUGACACACUUCGGGUUCGACGCCACCAAGAUUCCUCAGAUCUGUGAUAAGGCCUUUGAAAAGUUCAAAGCCUCCGAAAAGUGGCGCAACGUUGUUUGCCACGGUGACCUCAAGUCCUUCAACCUGAUGUUCGACAACUCGUGCGCGGUACCCAAAUGCGUGAUCGUUGACUUCCAGCUGUUGCGUUACUGCCCUGCCAUGGUUGACGUCUCGCAGAUGCUGUACUUGGCCACGAGACGGGAGUUCCGUGAAAGGUACGAGACAGAGUUGUUGAAACACUACCACGAGGUCUUUUGCACCAAUUUGAGGGAAAACGAUGCGGAAAUCGCAUUGCCAACCUUCCAAGAGAUCCUGCAAGAAUUCACGGACAUGAGAGUCGUGGGAGUAGUCACGGCAAAUUUGUACUUUCCAACGCAACAUUUGGAUGGAAAAAGAUGUGCCGAGUUGACGAGCACUUCCGACGGAUUCAACCAGCUUUUGUUUGGAAAUCGAGUAAAGUUAGUCUUGGAUACCAUGAAGGAAGAUCAAUAUUUCAACGAAAUCAUCACGGAAAUAACCAUGGAAUUGAUUCGGAGAUCGCAAGAAUUUUUACAAUUGUAACUCCACUACUUUAUAAUCUAUAAUAGGAUUGUUGUUACCUACUUUUGUAGUAAAACAAGUUGUAGUACGCUAAAUUUAAAAUAAAUGUUCACAAAUAACAAUACAAGUCGCUGCAUUCGUCUAUUCUCUUGUUGCGCAAGAGAUUGUUCGAAAUAAUUUACAACUUGGAUUUUUUUGUCCUCCCGUUCGCACGGAAGUUUUUAAAAAACAAAAGGCACCAAGUGUCGACUGAUACUCGUUCAAGAUUCCUCUAUUUGCUAUGCGCUUCAAUAUCAGCUCGCGUCUCGAACGAUAUCUCCUCCAUUCAAAUAUUUACCACGGUAUUGUUGAUUUACGAACGUUUUUUUUUUUUAUCCAAAGCGUAAAAAGUGCGUAAUCUUACCCGCGGUAAUUCUCUCGUUUUCACUCCACAAAAGUGCACGAUGAUAAA
Copidosoma floridanum is the source of this 1844-nucleotide messenger RNA. RefSeq lists its product as uncharacterized. The record is from RefSeq and is a predicted model, not a curated record. Lineage: Eukaryota; Metazoa; Arthropoda; Insecta; Hymenoptera; Encyrtidae.